CUCAUCAAGGCGCCCGCCGAGGCCUGGAGUAGCGCGCAGCGAGCUCGGGACGGCGGACGGCAGGUAGAGCUGCUCCGGGGGUGGGCUCAGGAGCGUCGGCGCGGUCAGAGCUGCUGGGCCGAGGAGCAGACGUUGGAUUUAGUCCGGCUCUAGUCCGUGCCCACUGGUGCCAUCGAGACCUCGUCGCGGUGUCUUUGUGUGUGACCCCUCCGCUGCCGUGUAUAUCAGGCUGGGGUGCUUGUAUAUGCUUGUACAUAAACUCUACCUUAGAGACAAGUGCUUGCUUGCAUUCUGGAGAGAAAUGACAGAGCCCAACCCCCUUCACUGCUCUUUCAUCUGCAGGUAUGUGUAUGAAUACUUGAUAAUAGCUGGGUUUACAACUGGACUGGAGCUUUAAUCUGGAAACUUCCAUCAGUUUGGUACGCCAGCAGAAAGCCCACUCCAAAUUUCAUACAUGAUCACUCUGACGGAGCUUGCUACUCUCUCGGAGAGUCAGUCCACUCAUCGACUUCUCAAACCCUGGUGGGACGUUCUGAUGGACUAUUUUGUAGUGAUUAUGAUGAUGGUGUCCCUCUUGUCAGCCACCUUGCUCAUUUCUAAUGAUAAAGUUGCAUGUUUACCUUGUAACAAUGUGCAAAGUCUGAACACCACACCAAGAUGUUACGUAAAUAAUUCUCACAUGGUGGAUUCCAAUACAAAGAAGAUACAGAACGUGAACAAGAAUGAUCCCAGUUCCCAAGAAUCCUCAUCAACAACUAAGAAAUCAAAAGGAGGCCAUAAAACAAAUUUGGAUUUCCAGCAGUAUGUUUACAUCAGUCAAGUCUGCUACCAGAAGGCCUUGCCAUGGUACUCCAAGUACUUUCCUUAUGUAGCCCUUGUCCAUUCCAUUAUUAUGAUGAUCAGUGGCAAUUUCUGGUUCAAAUUCCCAAAAACCUCCUCCAAGGUGGAACAUUUUGUCGCCAUUCUGGGCAAGUGCUUUGAAUCACCUUGGACCACCAAAGCAGUUUCUGAAACGGCCAAUGAAGACUCUGAAAAUAGCCAACAUCGGACUAAAAUGUUCCACUCAAUGACACCGGAGCGCAGUGAGAACUCUGACACUUGUUCCUCAUUCACUUCCUGCCCCGAAGUGACCUUUGAGCCUCCUGUCACUGGGUCGGCCUCAAUGAAUAUCCUGGAUAAGCAGGACGGUGAACAGGCUAAGGCUCUCUUUGAGAAGGUCCGCAAGUUCCGGGCCCACACUGAGGACGGAGACCUCAUCUACAAGUUUUAUGUCGGUCAGACAGUUGUCAAGGCUUUAAAAUUUAUGAUCAUUCUAAUCUACACAUUUACCUUUGUCAACUCGAUCACGUUUGAACACAUCUGCAAGCCCAAGAUCAAAAACGUCACAGGCUAUUCUGUUUUCUUCUGCACUCACAGUAUGGCCUACAUGCUGCAGAAGCUGCUCAUCACCUAUAUCAUUUUGAUCGCACUCUAUGGAUUGGUGUGUCUCUACACAUUGUUCUGGCUGUUCCGAGGCUCUUUGAAAGAAUAUUCCUUUGAGAAGGUGCGUGAGGAGAGUAAUUUCAGUGACAUUCCUGAUGUUAAGAACGAUUUUGCUUUUUUGUUGCACAUGGUAGACCAAUAUGACCAACUCUAUUCCAAGAGGUUUGCCAUUUUUCUGUCUGAAGGCUGUGAGAGCAAACUACUGGAGAUGAACCUUAACCAUGAGUGGACUUACGAGAAGUUGAGGCAGCAUGUGUCCAAAAAUAGCCAAGGGAAGCUCGAACUGCAACUCUUCAUGUUGUCUGGAAUUCCAAAAGCUGUAUUUGACAUGAGUGAUCUGGAGGUUCUGAAGCUGGAGCUGGUUCCUGAUGUGAAACUGCCUGCUAAAAUAUCUCAGAUGGCAGCUCUGAAGGAGCUCUAUCUUUACCAUUGCCCUGCAAAAGUCGAUCAAAUUGCCUUCAAUUUCCUCAGAGAUCACCUUCACAUCUUGCAUGUCAAAUUCACUGAUAUUUGUGAGAUCCCUUUGUGGGUAUACUCACUCAAAAACCUGGGGGAACUGCAUCUUUCUGGCAAUCUGAAUUCUGAAACCAACAAGGCCAUUGGGCUGGAGUCCCUAAAGGAACUGAGGCACCUCAAAAUUCUUAUCCUGAAGAGCAACCUCUCCAAAAUCCCCUCCAAUGUCAUGGAACUUGCUACUCACUUAUCUAAAUUGGUUAUUCAGAAUGAUGGCACAAAGUUACUGGUCUUUAAUAAUUUGAAGAAGUUAGCCACUCUGUCUGAGCUUGAGCUGCAGAAUUGUGAGCUUGAGAGAAUCCCACAUGCAGUAUUCAGCCUUCCUAACCUUCAGAAACUAGACCUGAAAUUCAAUAAUAUCCAAACCAUUGAGGAGAUUGUUAGUUUCCAGUACCUCAAAAGGCUUUCAUGCCUCAAACUUUGGCACAACUCUAUCGUCUCCAUUCCUACAACCAUUGGUCUCAUCAAAAACCUUGAGCAACUUUUCUUAAACAACAACAAACUGGAGUCUUUGCCCAGUGCUCUGUUCACCCUCAGAAAGUUAAGGCAGCUGGAUCUCAGCCACAAUCUACUUACAACUAUUCCCCAAGACAUUCAGUUACUCCAGAACCUGCAGCAUUUCUCCAUCACCAAAAACAAGGUUGAGACCCUGUCUGUUCACCUCUUCCAGUGCCUAAAACUAAAGACUUUACAACUUGGUCAAAAUUCGAUCAACUGUAUUCCCCCUGAAAUUGGACAGUUGACACAACUCACUCACUUGGAGCUGAAAGGUAAUCACUUGGAAAAAAUUCCACCUGAGAUCGGCUACUGUGCAUUACUGAAAAAGACCAAUCUUAUUGUUGAGGAUAUAUUGUUUGAUCGCCUGCCCACUGAGGUCAAAGAUAAUCUUACAGAACAAGAUUUUUCUUCUGUUGUUUAAAUUGCCUUCCUGAAGUUGCGGGAAAUUUCUAUUCUUGAAUCGAUUAUCAAGUGCUGCAACUCCAGAAAGAUUUUUAAGUCACCUAAAAUUCACUUGAAAGAAUGAGACCCAAAGGGAAAACUCCACUGGUUUGGAAAAUGGACUGUUGAUUUGAAUUAGAAUUAAUUCAGAAAGCCAAAAGCAAAAUAUUGCAGAUGCUGGAAAUCUGAAAUGCACUGGAAGUACUCAGCAGGUCGUUACCUUGUAAGGCUAUCGACUUGAAACAGGCAGAAGAAAAUCUCAGAUUAUGGAAUCUGCAGCAAGAAACAAACUGCUGUAGAAAGUCAGUGAGUCAAGCAGAAUCUGAUGCAAGGUCACAACCUGAAAUGUUGAUAAUCUCUGUGCCUCUCCACAGAUGCUGCCUGACCUAGUGGGUUCCUCUGGUAGUUCGUGUUUUGCAUCAUCAUGAAGUAUUAACUUUUGCUCUCUGAUCCUGCUAUGUCCUUAUGGUUUAUUGCUAAUUCAGCUAUGUCACAUUGUUCUUCAAAGCUAAGACCUUUUAAAGGUCCUUGAUCUAGGUACUGCCUGCUGCACAUACUGAGAGGUCUGCAGUGAGCUACCCAAUUAGUGCAUCUUUGUGUUUGACCUUAGCAAGGAGUCAGUUGGAGAGGGUUUCUGACAUCCAAGAGGAGUGAGGGGGGAAAUCUAGUUACUCACAAGCUCAGAAGUUAACAGAGGGACAGAAAGGGAAAGAUGUAUAAAACAUAGGGCAAUUGUCUGAAGCACAGUGAAUAGAAUUGAUUAAACAUUUCAGAAGCAAAGAACUGCAAAUCCAGAAAUUAAAAAAAAUAACGAGGGAUGUGCACACACACACGUACUUAAAGUGACACACAUGCACAUAUAUAUGUAUGUACAGUAGUAUCUCAGUAUCUGUAGAGGGGGAAACAAAAUUAAUGUUUUGUAUUGAAGGCCCCAAAAGGUUAAUUCCUCUCCCCAUAAAUGCCACCAUACUUAUUGAGUAGUUUUAAUAUCCUAUUUUAUUUUAAUUGUUUAGAACCUAUGGCAUUUCUUUAACUCACAGUUUCUCCAUUUGUCUAUCUUACUUUAUUUUCCCCUUUUUUCUGCACACAUCAAUUUCUGUUCCAUCUGUUUUAUGCUCUUGCUCUCACUCUCUCUUACUAUCUUGUGACCUACUCUUCAGAAAUGCCUUUUAAUAUUAAAAACCAGAAACUGCUGACAAGACCCUGCAUGGUGUGAAGCAAAUGACCGAGCUGCAGUUUUGGUGCAAUCAUGUCAUCAGAACUGGAAGGUAUUAGUGGCGAGAACAGAGCUACUUUAAAGAACAAUAAUCACAGACUGAACUUGCUGCUUCAACCUGCAGCUGAGCUUCUUUUAAUACCUCCCAUCGGAAUAUGCGGAGCAGCUUCAAUGAAGCAGAGCCGGCAUAAUUUCAACAUGGGUGGGAGUCUGAUAGUUGGACUUUAUUCUCAGUUGGCCAGUAAAAAGAAAGUAAAUACUGAAGGAAGCAUUUUCAUAAAGUUAACCCUUUAAGAUUUAAACUGGGCUGAUAAUCAGUAAGUUAGAGAUGAGUAAUUGUACAGUUACUGUUUGAUAUGAUUGAGAUAGGUAAUCUAGCACAGCAUGAUUAAUUGUGAUUGUCUGUCAUUGUGACAAAACAGUGAUCAAAUCACUUAAGCGAAAAAUUGGCAGUAGGAUGAAACAAAGCAUUUAAUAGUCCAAGGGCUGGACAAGUUCUGAUUAUUUAAGUAAAGUUUGAUCAGUGAUGAUGAGAUAAUUUAGCAAAUAUUCAGAGAUUCUUGGAAUUGGAUUGAGAUUAAAGACAACAUGAAGCUCUCUGGAUUACCCUCUUCUAUAUGCAACUCUUCUACAAACAGAGGCAGAAAAUAAUCUAACGGAAGCACAUGAUGCUCCAAGGAAAGGGGAAGAAUUGGUUUCACCAGCAAACCUGCUAUAGCCAGGGUAUACGUCUCAUCAGUGGAUUUUCAAAUGCUCAUCAUCUGUAUGUGAUUUUUAUGUGGAAAUAAAUUUAAAGUAGAAUCUA
Messenger RNA from Hypanus sabinus (Atlantic stingray), 4955 nucleotides. Its product is annotated as volume-regulated anion channel subunit LRRC8D-like. Gene Ontology annotation, molecular function: protein binding. Bases 455 to 2914 code for a protein of 819 amino acids. The record is from RefSeq and is a predicted model, not a curated record. The transcript has 3 exons. NCBI's taxonomy places the organism in Eukaryota, Metazoa, Chordata, Chondrichthyes, Myliobatiformes, Dasyatidae.